UUUUCCUUUUUACCUUUUUGUCCUUAUUGUAACUCUCAUUGACUAUAUAUACGGGGGCUCUACACUUAGUUUGUAUCCCUUUCACUUACAUCUAUCUCAAGUGAGAUAAAGUAGGAGAUUCUCAUCAGAAAUUUAUUCCUUGUGCUUGCCUCUUCUAUCAUUCAUGCCAGUUGUAGACAAUGCCUGUAGCUUAAUUGCCAGUUUCCCAUAUCAUUUUAGUGGAGGAUAUCUUGUGAUUGGUACUAGGGUAUGUUCAACAGCUAAUCUUUGUUGUCUUUGCAUUUUUAUGAACUUCAGAUGGGUUGAGCUGGCUACUGGUCCUGUGAUGCUUUCAACUUUAGAAAAUGAAAAGAUUGUAAGAGGCCUUGCAGGGAUUCCUUCUGAGGGACCAGUUUUGUUUGUUGGUUAUCACAUGUUGCUAGGUUUUGAAUUGGCUCCUUUAGUAUCCCGUUUUUGGAUUGAAAGAAACAUUCUUUUGCGAGGGAUAGCACAUCCAAUGGUUUUUACUAAGCUGAGAGAAGGAAGAUUGCCGGAGUUAUCAACAUUCGAUACGUUCCGAACUAUGGGUGCAGUUCCUGUGUCAGCAACUAACUUUUAUAGACUUUUAUCUUUGAAAUCUCAUGUCCUGCUGUAUCCUGGUGGCAUGCGGGAGGCUCUUCAUCGAAAGGGUGAAGAUUACAAGCUAUUUUGGCCAAAACAGUCUGAGUUUGUCAGGAUGGCAGCUAGAUUUGGAGCCAAAAUUAUACCUUUUGGUGUUGUUGGAGAAGAUGAUAUUGGUCAAUUGCUUGUUGACUAUGAUGACCAAAUGAAGAUUCCCUAUAUGAAGGCUUUUAUAGAGGAUCUAACUGACGAGGCUGUGAAAUUGAGGACUGACAGUGAAGGAGAGGUUACAAAUCAAGAUGUACACUUACCAGGAAUUUUACCCAAAAUUCCAGGCCGUUUCUAUUACUUCUUUGGAAAGCCAAUUGAAACUGAAGGGAGGAAACAGGAACUGAGGAGCAGAGAGAAAUCACAUGAACUGUAUUUAGAAGUGAAGUCUGAGGUUGAGAGAUGCAUAGCUUAUUUGAAGGAGAAAAGAGAAAAUGACCCCUACAGGAAUAUAAUACCUCGGUUAAUUUAUCAAGCAACACAUGGUUUUGAAUCCGAAGUCCCAACAUUUGAAAUUUGAUCUUUUCUCACCCGUCCACGAUGAAUUCCUCCUGUUUCCCUUCUCAUUCGCCUGUCUGGAUGGAGGUGCCCUCCAACACUUGAAGGACGUACGUACGGAAGGUUUUCACCUGCCUUUUACUGAUAGGGAUUUUAACCUCACCACAUGGUGAUGUACUCGAUAGUCAUGUUUUUAGCCCAUUCCACAGAUCAUUCAUUUAGUAAAGGAGGAACAGAUUAAAAAAUCAUAGGGAAUAAAAAAAAUAAAAAUUGGGGGCACAACGAAUGAGGUUUUCAUGUAUCAUAGCUGUUUGCAAACAUUUGUAUCACUAAAGACCAUGAAAGGAGAAGCCAUUUUAUAUUGCUCUGGUUUUUUGUAAUGUAUCAGUGGAGAUUUGCUCCAGAUCAUCAACAAUAACAAUGUAGAUGACAAUUUAUGAAACAUUCGUUUGAAAU
Messenger RNA from Ilex paraguariensis (yerba mate), 1602 nucleotides. The record is from the annotation of a GenBank genome assembly. Lineage: Eukaryota; Viridiplantae; Streptophyta; Magnoliopsida; Aquifoliales; Aquifoliaceae.